AUGAGUUCGCGGAACCAAGAACAAGAAGCGUCACAUCGCAACAGCACACCCCUCACCCCAAACUCGUCCUUGAGCCCAGAACCCUUCGCCGAUGACUUGCGACUAUUCAAUCGCUCCCCCCACCCAUACCACAGAAGCCAGCGACUUGGCUCUCAAACCCCCUCCGAGCAUGGGGACGGACUUCAACCGCUCUCUUCCCACACAAGGUCCUCGCGGACGACCAGCGACAGCGGCACGGAGGCGGACGACGAAAGCACUGGUAUUCUAAGGGGUCUACCCGCACCGCCCCUCCGCCCCAGAAAGGGUCUUCGCUCGGGGGAUGGUGCCGUAGAUGUCGAUCUUUGGCUGCCUAGCUUGCAGCCAUGGCCUGCAUUCGUGCGACCGGCUUUGCGGUCAUCACGGCGAAGCUCAGAGGAAGAAUUGGAAGAAGAGGCUUUUCAAGAACGGCGAAGGUCAAGGCGGGAAAGACGGGUGGAAGUCCUACGCCGAUUGAUGGAAGCCGCACUUCUGUUGUCUGUUGGUGGUGUGGUCCUGUACCAAGAGCAGGCGCGGCAUCUAGCCUGGGAAUGGCGAAAAGAGCUUGUCUUUCACGGCCUGGUGGUUCUGAGUCUUUGUGCCAGCUAUCCACUGGUUGUUCGAGCAUCUCAAGGUCGGAGCUGGCGCAUAUGGCGCAUAUGGUCUUCAAAGCGGAGCUACUUUUCUCUGCCUUCUAGCUUCGACCCGGCGCCUCUCUUUUAUCCGAUCUGUAUUCCCAUCUUCGUUUCUUUGUCGCUGUCCAACCACACCCCGCCUCUUUUAAUGCCCAAUAUCAUUCUCAGCCUCUCAUCUUUGCCUGCAGCCGCUGUGCCGCUACAAAGCUGGAUUCAUGGGUUCAGCGCAGUUCAUUGGAUGGUAUCCAUGAUUCCCAUCCUUGCCGCUGAACAUUACUCCAUGGACAACACUUGGCCAAAGCCAUUGUCACUUCGCGGAUUCGACGCGGAAACCCUAAUACUUCUUUUCCCUUUGCAUCAAGCGUUGAUACCCACUUUAGAGUUUUUGUUGACAACUAGCCUUCUUCCUGCCGAGCUGCAGCUUUUGACGACUGCUUUGAUCAACUUGUACUUGUUUGCGGCCUCUCCACAAGCAGAGAUCCUCAAGGCUCUGCUAUGGCUUGGUGGCAUGUGUUUAUUUGCUUCCUGUCGGCAUGUCCUGCGGUGGGAAGUUGCCUUGGCACGAAUUCCGAACUGGAAGUUCCGUCGUGCGCCAAACAGUGCGCAAUCUGCGCGCAAAUUCAUUAAUAUGAUGGACCACCGACUCUGCGAGAAGCUGAGCAGAACCGGACCUCUCAACUCCGAUGAUGCUUCUUCCGACAGUGAUGGGCCGAAUGGUUCCAUUUUUCCAAAACUGCGUACCUCGAAGACCAUGCGUGAGGACCGCUCCUCCGAUACCAUAGCAAAGCCUGCCGUUGUGACGAAAAAGGUCUCCACAGAGGAUGAGGCAUUCGAAAAGCAGGCUCGCAGUCGGCGACGACAUACCAUCUCCACAUUCGAUGAGGCCGUUCGAGAAGAACGGGUCCGCACUACCCCGGGUGGCCGUCGCAAAAAGCUCAUGGCGCCUGGCCUUACCUCGUUCCUGUCGCUUACUUCGGCUCAAGCGCAGGUCCGCAAGUGGCUCUACGCAUUCUACGUGUACUUGGCGGCAUUUCUCAUCAUCGUGGGUCCCAUUCGCACAUACGUAGCUGAGCGCGCCUUGCAAGGCCAGGAUCCCUUUGGUUGGGCGAUAGGUUACUUAUUCGGGAACUUUUCAAACGUGCGCUUCUGGAUCUUGAUGUUGGACCUCGACCGUUGGAUCGAACUCCCGCCUCGUCCAGACCCCGACAUUUUGGGUGCCUCCUGCUUCUUCGGUUCAAUUGAACACAUACGACAGGCUACCUUUGGGCCAGCCAUAACUCGCUUAUUACUGAGCGGUUACUGCGCUGUAGUCCUCCUCACAGGGCUGGCUAUUGUUGUCAAGCUCAGUACCAUCGCCGAGGUUGAUACGCGUCGCAAGAUCUUCCACGGCAUGAUGGUGGUGAUGUUCCUUCCUGCCAUUUUUGUGGACCCAGCCUUCUGCGCCUUGGCUCUGGCUCUGGCUCUCUCUAUUUUCUUGCUGCUGGAUCUCUUCCGUGCGUCGCAGCUACCUCCGAUCUCACGCCCCCUUACCUACUUCCUGGCGCCCUACGUCGAUGGCCGUGACCAUCGCGGCCCAGUCAUCAUCUCACACAUCUUUUUGUUAAUUGGAUGCUCGAUACCGCUUUGGCUGUCACUCUCUGACCUUCCCCGAGCCGGUCUAGGUCCCUGGGCAGGCUGGGAGGUACCAUCACGAGACGUCAGCAUGGCAAGCGGUGUGAUUUGCGUUGGCAUGGGCGACGCGGCCGCCUCUCUCGUUGGCCGACGGUAUGGCCGAUUGAAAUGGUUCUGGGGCGGCGGAAAGUCGCUGGAAGGCAGCGUUGCCUUUGUCGCCGCCGUCACCUGCGGGCUGAUCGCGGUUCGUGCCUGGUUGGUCCUCGGGGGAUGGCCGGUCUCCGGGGUCGAAUCAGCCGAUGGGGCAGAAUUCUCCGCACAAUUCUGGGCCUGGACUUUGGUCAAGGCUGUUCUGGCGGCGGCCGGCACGAGCGCCACCGAAGCGAUCCUCACUGGCUGUAAUGACAAUGUCGUGGUUCCGGUGGUGUUGUGGCUGCUGGUGCGGGGGCUUGGCGUUUGA
This is a messenger RNA of Penicillium brevicompactum, 2721 nucleotides long. Its product is annotated as putative phosphatidate cytidylyltransferase. The record is from RefSeq and is a predicted model, not a curated record. The transcript has 2 exons. Gene Ontology annotation, cellular component: endoplasmic reticulum membrane. Lineage: Eukaryota; Fungi; Ascomycota; Eurotiomycetes; Eurotiales; Aspergillaceae. Gene Ontology annotation, molecular function: dolichol kinase activity. Gene Ontology annotation, biological process: dolichyl monophosphate biosynthetic process. Bases 1 to 2721 code for a protein of 906 amino acids.